UGUGUGGGAGUGCUAAUGUGUCAGAAGUUGUCGUAAAACAACAGUCAACAUUCCUACUGUUAGUACUUUCCUCUUUUGUUUCUCUCUCUAUUUUAGGGAUUCACAGCAACCAUAAUAAAACUCUCACAACCUGAAAAAUGGUCUAAUUUUUCAGGCAAAUUUCGCCACCGACACUUGAUAUUCCUUCACCUGAACUUUAACCAUGGAAGAUACACAAUCAGUUGCAACACUGAUGGACUCCACAACCUCUAAGAUACAGCAGCUACAAAAAGCAUUUGCUGAAUUGGAAAGUCAUCGUGCUGUUACGCUAAACCUGAAAUGGAAGCAACUCGAAGAGCACUUACAUGGGCUUGAGAAGUCCUUGAAGAGGCGCUUCACCGAACUGGAAGACCAAGAGAAGGAGUUUGAAACAAAAAUAGAUCAAUCUAAAAAGAUGUUGGAGAAUCGUCAAGCUGCCGUUAUCUCUAAGGAGCAAGCUUCACUUGAAAGCCUCCAAGAGAAAAGAGAUGCAGCGCUUUCUGCCAUUACUAUUGCUAUGGGGAAGCAUAGGAAGCCUUAUUGUGUGGAACCUGCUGGUGCUGCUCAUGAGUCGUCUAUGUUCAAAGGAAAGCCCCCUGAUUUCAUACCACUUGAGAAUAUAGACGAUAAUAUGAAGCCUUUCAAGAACGAUAUCGUGGAAGUGAAGUUUUAUCCAGAGUUAGUUAAGUUAUGUCAAGAUAUGGACUCAGAAGGCCUCCACAAAUUUAUAUCGGACAACCGCAAGAACCUGGCUGCCGUAAGGGAGGAAAUUCCACCUGCUUUAAGAGCUUCUGUUGAUCCUGCCUAUCUGGUGCUGGAUUCACUCAAGGGUUUUUACCCCUCAGAAGUGUCAAAUUCAGAUGCUAAAAAAGAUGCAAAUCUUUUAGGUCUUCGCCGAACUUGUAUUAUGCUGAUGGAAUGCCUGAGCAUUUUGUUAAUGACCCUGGAAUUGGAUUCUGUUUCAAGUUUAAUAUCACAAAGUGUAAAGGGGCGCGCAAAAGCAAUUGCUGAGGAGUGGAAACCAAAGUUAGAUGAACUUGACAUUGAUGCAAAUAACGGGAAUUCCUUGGAGGCUCAUGCAUUCUUACAGCUUGUAGCUACUUUUGGUAUUAACUCUAACUUUAACCAGGAAGACUUGUACAAGUUGAUACCCAUGGUGUCACGUCGUCGCCAGACAGCUGAUCUCUGUCGUUCCCUUGGAUUGUCUGAGUGGAUGCCAGGUGUUAUUGACGUGUUGGUUAAUAAUGGAAGGCAUAUAGAUGCUGUUAAUCUAGCUUUUGCCUUUGAGCUGACUGACAAGUUUUCACCUGUUUCACUACUAAAAUCCUACUUGAAUGAAGCAAGCAAAGUAUGUUCACCUGUUAAAUCUGGAAAUGCAUCACCUAAUGCACAGAAUGAUGUCACCGAGAAGCAGCUCACUGCGCUGAAGGCUGUGAUUAAGUGCAUUGAAGACCAUAAACUUGAGGGGCAAUACCCUGUGGAUCCUCUCCAGAAAAAGGUUCUCCAGCUGGAGAAAGAAAAGGCAGACAAGAAAAGAGCGACUGAAGUUGCCAAACCUCAACCCAAGAGACCUCGUGCCAAUUGCGUAGGCAAUGGAUCUCGAGUCACUAACUUCACUAAUGUUGCCUCUGACAAAAACUUCUAUGCUAGUAGAAUGACUGAUAGGUAUCCGCAGUACAUAUAUGACCGACCAUAUGCUUACCCCGGACCCACUGACACCCACGUCCCGACGUUUCUUGGUACUGCCUACAACCUUCCUCCUCCUGGUCAUGGCAACUUCUUUGGAAAUGGUUACCACUAUCAGGCUACUUACCUGCACUAAUCGCUUGACUUUGCUAAAGAUCCUUUUAGCUGUUAGUGUUAACCCUUAUGCUUUAACUACUAGUACUGAUAGUAGCCUUGUUAACUUUUAUUCUGAUGUAAAAGCUCAUACUUUGCACUUUUAGUAUAAUGUACCAGUUGUUUAUGUUAAUGCUUCUCCAUUUCGUGA
Messenger RNA from Lycium barbarum (goji berry), 2008 nucleotides. Its product is annotated as FRIGIDA-like protein 3. The transcript has 4 exons. The record is from RefSeq and is a predicted model, not a curated record. The coding region runs from base 203 to 1840 and encodes 545 amino acids. NCBI's taxonomy places the organism in Eukaryota, Viridiplantae, Streptophyta, Magnoliopsida, Solanales, Solanaceae.